Molecule: messenger RNA, 1694 nt
Organism: Pogona vitticeps (central bearded dragon)
Lineage: Eukaryota; Metazoa; Chordata; Lepidosauria; Squamata; Agamidae
Gene: ZMYND12
Product: zinc finger MYND-type containing 12
Molecular function (GO): protein binding
Source: RefSeq, a predicted model, not a curated record
UCCCAAAGCUCCUCCCUUGUAAAUAGCCGUUGCCCGGCCCAGGGGAUACUUCCGGAGCGCCGCUCUAGCCAUUCCAUUGCUUUGGACUGGGCUGGACGGCGUGGAUUGGAGCGCGGCGGCCGGCUGAAGGGCGCCGGAAGCCCCGCCUCCUGCUUCCGGCGCCCUUAGCAACCGCGCCCUUAGCAACCGGAGCGAGAGCGCCAGAUGGAGACGGAGGCGCUGGCCCCUCUGGCGCUGCCCCGCGGGCAGAAGCUCCACUGCGAGCUGUGCCUUGCCCCGGCCACCGUGCGCUGCGGCCGCUGCGGGGUCACCUACUACUGCGAUGUAGAACAUCAGAGUGCCGACUGGGUCAGCAUCCAUGAGAAGAUCUGCUCGCUGCUCCUUCCGUUGCGCACAGCCUUCCCUUUUUACAAUUCUGAAAAAGAAAGAAAGCAUGGGCGGGAGCAGAAGAUCAGCAGAGAGAAGUUCCUGGCAGGACUGACCCAUACAGUUGCCCAGAAUUUCCUGUUUGAAGGCAAGCAUGAGGACGCCAUCCCAGCAGCCCUGCAUUCCCUGAAAUUCAGCAUCAGCGUCUAUGGCUCGGAUUCUGUGGAACUGGUCCCGGCGUAUCUCAUUCUAGCUGAGGCAAGCCUGGGCCUCGGGCACCUGCCUCAAGGAGAGGAAUAUCUUUCGCAGGCCCACUGGAUCAUCCUGAAAAACCCUCACUCCAGCAGCGCCACCCAGUCUAAUCUCCAUCGCAACCUGGGCCUCCUCUACGCUGCCAGGGGGAACUUUGAGGAGUCUUUACGCCAUCUGGCCAAUGAUGUCUACUACGCCUCUUGCGCUUUUGGGACCAACAGCGUGGCGGUCUCCGGAGGGUACUUCCACAUGGCAAACGUUUUCUUCCGACAGAACAGAAUGGACAUUGCCGAUUCCCUGUACACAGAGGUUGUUGACAUUUGGCACCAGCACUUCUGCCAUCUGAUUGACCUCCAGUAUCAAACGCUGAUGACCCCCGCUGCCAUCGACAUGUUGUCCGAAGAAGUGGAAACUGCUGACGAGACUCUGAAUGAAAAGGAAAAAGCCGAAGCGACUCAGAUGUUGGGAGCCAUCUUGGAGAUGCGAGAGCAGUCCGCGAGGCCGCAGCUGGCAAAGAUCGCCAAGGUGGUCCACGCCCUGGCCAUGCUUCAUUACUUGACCCGGGACCUGCCAAAGGCAAGCUCAAGAGUGUGUGACAAGAGUCCUGCAGAUGAUGAAGCAGCUGCCCAAACGGGAGCCGGAUGAAUCCCUCCGCCGCUUGAUCAAACUAAUGAAAUCCAGGCCCGUCUAUGGCAAGUAGUGACACCAUUCUCUUCGAUGAGCAUCGAGACACUCCUUGGGACCUGCCUGCCCCCUGGUUGGCAGCCUGCCCAUCCUUUUGCCACCACCGCAAUCCAGUUUUGAAUUAAAUUGUCACUCUUUGUAGACGCACAAACCGGGGACCUCUUGGGGCCUUGCCAGCUCAGGCUCUCUGUCCUAACCAUCCAUGUGUGGGUGCACACACUCACCUCCAUGUCCUAGACAAUGUCUAGAGUCUGCAACAUUGCCCAUAUACUGCAGAGCAGGUAUGCCCCUAAGACAGAAUUGUGGCAUCAAUAGCUAGGGAUAUUUUGGACUACAGAUCCCAUAACUGCCUAUUCUGGGAGUUUGACCUGGGAAAUCUGACUCACCUGAGA